Phytophthora sojae is the source of this 1185-nucleotide messenger RNA. RefSeq lists its product as hypothetical. Lineage: Eukaryota; Oomycota; Peronosporomycetes; Peronosporales; Peronosporaceae. The record is from RefSeq and is a predicted model, not a curated record. The coding region runs from base 1 to 1185 and encodes 394 amino acids. The transcript has a single exon.
AUGACGAACAUGGAAACCGUGACGGAUGCUGUCGAGUGGUGCCUGUGGCACUCCCUGUUCGUGUGGAAGAUUGUGUGGUGGGUGCUGCGCAACCACUGGCCGGCCGUAUUGCUGGUGUUGAUUGGUGCUGUGGGCGGCGUGAUCACGAGGCCCUUGUGGAGCAUUGCAGGACGAUUGAUCGGGGCCGUGUUUGGCUUUGCAUUCAAGUUGCUGACUCUGUUGAAGGUAUGCGUGAGACGGUGCCGUCGCUUCGUGAACGGUCCGUCCGUACAAGGCAGACCGUCCGCGGAGCGUCGGUGGAAGGCGUUUGAGGCAAUCUGGGCCACGCCCAUGGUGGUGCUCGAGGCCCGAGGUGAACACAAGAAUGGCUUAGGCCGGCUACUGUACAAGUGGCUGGAUGCUUACCACGCCCUGUGGUGUGUGUUCCUGCCCGACGUUCUCGAGCUGGGUGGUGAGUCUACCGUGAAAUACUGGCGCGGAUCGAGGGCCGAGUGUCGGCGCUCGGUCGAUCGUGCCUGCUGCGUAGGCCGUGGACUGUGGGCGUUCCUAACGCUAGCAACGUACGCAGUGUUCUACACUGUCAUCUACGUGUAUGCCUUGGUCGAGAAAGCGUGCCAAGGAGCGGUGGGCGUGGGUGUUCUACUCCUGACCCUGAACUGCAUGUUGGCGGACGGUGGGCUGACAGCCGACGGUGGGUUGAGCCCUGAUGCAGUCGUGAUGCAGCGGAGAUGCAUGGUGGCAACGACUGGGGUCGCCAGCCACUUGCUGAAGUGCUACGAGGCGGCGUCGAGAGUGCGUUCGCCUGCGAAGAUGGCGGAGGAGAGCUACGCCGACUGGCUCCGCGACGUCGAAGAAUUGCAGCAAGCCGAGCGUCUGAGUGAAGCCUUUUGGCGUGCGGAUGGGUGCGUCGGGAAACCGAAGCCUGUGUGUACCCUGAGUGGGCUGAGGGCGGAGCAGCGUGCCCUGCGCGCGAAGAUGAAGGCGGACAAGGAGGAAGAGGACGCUCGACGAGGACGUCGAGUCUCAGUCGAGGAGGAUGUCACGAGUGGGAACGGUAGUCACCGUCUCGGGUACGGUCGCGGCCGUCCUCCGGCAGCCUGUCAAUCAGCGCGUGGACUACUACUCGAGGAUCAGCUGUUCGAGAAUGAGCUGACUGAGCAGUCAUCGGAAUUUAGCGAGGAUUAG